AUAAAAGGACACCGAAGAAGGGGAAAGUAAAAUUCAAAACCCCACUUGCGUACAUUAUCAAAUCUCUCUCUCAGCUUCGUGAAGUUUCGAGUUAUUCUCUCUCUCUGUCUUUAUGAAUUUUGAUUAAAACUUGUUUACAGUGGAUGAUCAGGAUACGAGAUAAGAAGUCUCUUCAAGUUGGGUAAUUUGGAAGGACCGGACCUUUAGAGUUUUGGCAUGUUGGGAAACUUGCAAGUCUCCUCCUCUAUGCAUAAACGGAUGACUGCACCGAGGGAUUACAUGGAUUCAAAUGACCUGGAAGAUUAUUCAGUAUGUUUUUCAGAGCAAUUACUAAGUGAUUCGGAGCAAGAGACGAAUGUUCCUUCUUGGAAGCUUUCUUUUCCUCACGUUCUUGUGGCAACUAUAGUUUCCUUCUUAUAUGGCUACCAUCUUGGAGUUGUAAAUGAACCACUUGAAACCAUUUCUGUUGAUCUUGGUUUCCUUGGGAAUACAAUGGCAGAAGGAUUGGUGGUAAGUACUCUACUCGCUGGUGCUUUUGUUGGAUCCCUGAUCAGUGGUUGGAUCGCGGAUGAAGUUGGGCGCCGUAGGACAUUUCAAUUGUGUGCACUUCCAAUGCUUGUGGGUGGCUCCCUAUGUGCAACUACAAAAAACUUGGCAGGCAUGCUUCUGGGGAGGUUUAUAGUGGGGACAGGUUUGGGCGUGGGUCCCCCAGUUGCAUCUCUUUAUGUGACAGAGAUUUCUCCUGCUCAUGUGAGAGGUACUUAUGGAAGCUUUAUUCAAAUAGCAACAUGUCUUGGGCUGAUGGGGGCUCUCCUUAUUGGGAUUCCUGUCACGAGUACCGUUGGCUGGUGGCGCAUCUGUUUUUGGAUAUCAACAAUUCCUGCUGCCAUACUGGUUCUUGCAAUGAUGUUUUGUGCUGAGUCUCCCCACUGGCUAUACAAGCAAGGAAGAAGUUCUGAAGCAGAAGCUGAAUUUCAGAAGCUUCUUGGAGGUUUGCAUGUCAAAGAUGCUAUGGCGGAGCUUUCCAAGACAGACAGAGGGGAUGAAAAUGAUUCUGUAAAGAUUGCAGAAUUGCUCUAUGGUCGGCACUCCAGAGUUGUUUUUAUUGGAUCAACCCUAUUUGCUUUACAACAGCUAUCUGGAAUAAAUGCUGUGUUUUAUUUCUCUUCAACUGUAUUUAGACGUGCUGGAGUGUCCUCGAACCUGGCAAAUGGUCUUGUGGGGAUUGCAAAUUUAGUAGGUUCUAUAAUUGCAUUGGUACUGAUUGACAAAUUAGGAAGGAGGGUCCUCCUCCUCUGGAGCUUCUUUGGCAUGGCUGUAUCAAUGGCUCUUCAAGUUCUUACAGCUGCCUUAUUCUCUUCGAGUUCUGGAUCUUUUUACUUAUCGACUGCUAGCAUGCUUCUGUUUGUCUUAACAUUUGCCACUGGGGCUGGUCCAGUUCCCAGUCUCUUACUCCCAGAAAUAUUCCCCUGCCGGAUCAGGGCUAAAGCAAUGGCAUUUUGUAUGUCAGUGCAUUGGGUGUUGAAUUUCUUAGUUGGGCUGAUGUUUCUGCGUUUGCUUGAUCAAUUUGGUCCUGCUCUCUUGUACUCUAUAUUUUGUACAUUCUGUUUGUUAGCAGUGGUCUUCGUGAAGAGGAAUGUGAUGGAGACGAAAGGAAAAUCACUUCAAGAAAUUGAGAUUGCCCUCCUCCCUCAAGAGUAGGGGAGCAAAGUUUGCACGGUUAGGCCAAAAGUUCACAUAAGAAAUUGCUAAUACUAUUUCGUGAUGGAAAAUUGUGUUGAAGCUUUGGUUCACAAAUCCGUCUCUGGCGGCUGGAAAUAUAUCAGGUAUUUGUUGAAGCCUGUGCACACCAUAAGAGCUCUCGUAGUUAUAGUUAAACAUAACAUUGCGCAUUAUCGUUCCUAGAGUACCGCACAUCUUUGUAUUGUUUGGUUUCUGUUUUCAUAUUGAACUUGUAUUCAUACAUGAGUUUCGAAUAGAUAAUUCAUUUGGUAAUGCAUUCUAUGGAUUUCUAUGACAGAUUUCAAUCUA
This is a messenger RNA of Olea europaea var. sylvestris, 2031 nucleotides long. RefSeq names its product probable plastidic glucose transporter 2. Gene Ontology annotation, molecular function: hexose transmembrane transporter activity. Gene Ontology annotation, biological process: monosaccharide transmembrane transport. Gene Ontology annotation, cellular component: membrane. The record is from RefSeq and is a predicted model, not a curated record. The coding region runs from base 217 to 1701 and encodes 494 amino acids. Lineage: Eukaryota; Viridiplantae; Streptophyta; Magnoliopsida; Lamiales; Oleaceae. The transcript is spliced from 14 exons.